AUGUAUCUGCAAACAUGGAUAUUUGCAAUAGCGCACAUAACUUAUGCUCAAUACGUCGUCGCCAAACGCGGGCUAUGCAAUGGCUACAAGUCCGGCGUAGACGAUCUUCAAACACUCGAGUUUAUCAGCAAGCUGAAAUUGGAUCUGUUGGACGCGCGUUACAGUGGCAUGACGAAGGUCCGAGGCAGUAAUCGCAUGCAGACGGCAUACCGGCUGGAGAAAGGCACUGAUGUCACCCUCCCGACGAAAGAUAUCAUACCCAGCGGACUUCCAGAAGAGUUCUCAUUGGUAUACACGCUGAAAGCUAGGAAAUCACCGAAGCCUCCUUGGCACGUCAUUAAGAUUGCGGACGUGAAGGGUGACUCUCAGUUUCUCAUCACAAUGAAUUCCAGGAAGCGAACACUGGAUUUUUCAUCGAUCGAUAACGAGGGAGAAUUACAGACGGUCUCUUUUGUGAAUGAUCGCGUGUUCGAUAGGGAUUGGCACAAGGUAAACUUCGGGGUGUUCAAGGAUAAACUAGUUCUUAACGUCGAUUGCGAAUUUGUUGGCGUAGAAGAAUUAAAACCACGCAGUUCGAUCAAAGUCGACGGGGAUCUGUCGAUAGCUAAAAUGAGCAAUAAUAAGGUUACUGUACCGAUUGACUUGCAAUGGAUGGUUUUAACCUGCGAUCCAACGAGAGACGAGAGAGAAACGUGUAAAGAACUACCGAAAAUCAUAGAAGCCGCUCCGCUUCAAAUAAAACCUACCUGCGAGACGAUCUGUCCACAAGGACCACCUGGAUUUAAUGGUACAAAUGGAUUUCCUGGUCCGCCUGGACCACCCGGAAUACCGGGACCAAUUGGUACGUCAGGUUUACCUGGAUAUCCAGGGCAACCGGGGCCACCGGGUGAACAAGGAAAGGCAGGAACUCCAGGUAACAUUGGCGCUAGAGGUUUUCCAGGACUGCAAGGUUCUAAAGGAUUGAUCGGACCCGCAGGACUACCGGGAUCACCAGGCCGAAAGGGUGAAAGAGGCGAUAUGGGAUUUCCUGGUCUAAAAGGAGAUCAGGGUCCUCGAGGGUUUCCAGGUUCACCAGGAAAUGCAGGUAAUUUUUUGCACCCUUUUGGAUCAUCAGAAUACUCAUACAAGGGCGAGAAAGGAGUCAAAGGUGAACGAGGAGACAAUGGCAUUCAAGGACAGUCUGGUGAAAAAGGCGAACCUGGAGACAAGGGGUAUUCAGGAUUAGAUGGAUCCCGUGGUCGUGACGGCCCAUCAGGUCUUCCUGGUCUUCCGGGACCUCCUGGUCUUCCAGGACCCCCUGGACCGAAAGGCAACACUGUAUAUAUGAACACAUCUAGUAUUCCAGGAUCACAAGGUCCUCGUGGUAUAAUAGGGUCGCCAGGACCAUCAGGUCCACCAGGACUGCCAGGAUCUCCUGGUCCGCCAGGUCCAAAAGGCGAUAUCGGAAACCGUGGUCGAGAUGGUACACCUGGAUUGACGGAUAAUAGCGUCAUAUCGGGACUACCUGGUCCCGAAGGACCUAUCGGGUCUCCAGGCGAUGAUGGUCUCCCAGGUGAAAAAGGAGAAAUUGGACCAAUGGGUCCUCCAGGACCAUCUGGAAAUCCAGGAAAGGAUGGAUAUCCUGGAUUACCGGGACCGCAGGGACUUCCAGGGUCACGCGGAGAACCGGGGUCUCCAGGACCUCGAGGUUUAAAUGGACUUCCAGGAAAAUUAGGACCACCAGGAUUCGAUGGAAAAUCGGGUCAAAAGGGUAACAAAGGGCAGGAAGGUGAACGAGGUUCUGUCGGACCUCGUGGGUUACCAGGAAAUUCAGGCUCAAUAGGUUCACCAGGCACACCAGGCGUACCAGGACUAGAAGGAAGACCCGGUCCACCCGGUCCUCCGGGAUCAAUAGGACCACCAGGACCCCCAGGCUCGCCCGGUCUUCCAGCUGUGAACAGUAGCUUUGAUAAUAUUGGUAGUCCCGGCCUCGAAGGACCUAGAGGUCCACUAGGUCUUCCAGGAAUACCAGGUGAAAAAGGAGCUUCCGGAGAACGAGGAUUAGAAGAAAAGAUGACCGAAAUGGCAGUGUUAAUGCAAGGCCCACCUGGUCCACCCGGUCGAGGCCGUCCGGGUCGUCUUGGAUCACCUGGAUCCCAAGGUAGCCCAGAGAGACUGAAAGAACUAACAGAGGGUCUACGAGGGCUACCCGGAUUACCGGGACCGGCUCGACACGGCCGGCCCGGUCGAGCCGGAAAGCGAGGCAUUCCAGGCGAUCCAGGCCCACCAGGUUUGCCAGGAGAUCGUGGAUUCGCCGGUUUACCUGGCUCGCAGGGUCCCAUUGGUCCACAAGGGCUACCUGGCGAACGUGGGGAAAAGGGGGAUAGAGGUCCCGAGGGAAUCGGCUUAGAAGGACCGCCUGGUUUAAUAGGUCCACCAGGGCCUCCUGGUAAUGAUGGCGUCGGUUUACCCGGAAGGCAGGGAGACAGAGGUGAACCAGGCAGACCAGGUGUCCCUGGUACAAGAGGAUCACCAGGAGCGCAAGGACCAACUGGAUAUUGCGAAUUCUGUAAUUAUCCUAGCAGCAAUUACUUACAUAAUCGUGGCAACGAGAAAGGUCCUUAA
Molecule: messenger RNA, 2604 nt
Organism: Cyphomyrmex costatus
Lineage: Eukaryota; Metazoa; Arthropoda; Insecta; Hymenoptera; Formicidae
Product: collagen alpha-1(IX) chain
Exons: 19
Coding region: 1-2604 (867 amino acids)
Biological process (GO): extracellular matrix organization
Molecular function (GO): extracellular matrix structural constituent conferring tensile strength
Source: RefSeq, a predicted model, not a curated record